Molecule: messenger RNA, 6026 nt
Organism: Aphanomyces invadans
Lineage: Eukaryota; Oomycota; Saprolegniomycetes; Saprolegniales; Verrucalvaceae
Exons: 3
Coding region: 23-5281 (1752 amino acids)
Cellular component (GO): nuclear pore
Source: RefSeq, a predicted model, not a curated record
GGUUGCCCUCCAUUUAUUCGUCAUGAUGGCAGGUUCGGGCGCCGCCGGUGCCGCAACCACGACAGGUGGAACCACGACCGCGUUACAGGACGACCUUCUUCUCGUGAAUGUGGGCAGUCUUCGCGGUCACGAACUUGACAAAGAAGUGAGCCUGUCCAUGCUGCCGCAAGUCGAGUUCUCGGACGAUGUGGUGGGACUGUUGGAAGCGGCCAAGGCUCUGCUCUUGGCGCCACUGCAGUUCUUGGAGGGUGAGGCACCCACUCCAGCCCAACGCACCCAGCUUGCCAAAGGAAGCAUCCAAGUUCGCCAAGACGGAGCAUCAACCCUAAUGACACUCUCAGUGAACCCUACGAUUCAACAGCAAAUCACUCAAAUGUCGGACGACUUGCACCUGUCAGAGGCAACUUGCUUGAAGUACUGGAUCCUCGCCAGCCAACCCGAGAAUCGAACUCUUGUCACCCACCGCAACCAUUUGGCCAAGGAUGCUAUCCAAGACAACGUGCCCGCUGCAGCGCGUGAGUUUGUGUUGCAGGAAACUUCCGCGGUGUUGUCGGCGCUUCGCCAGCUCUGUCGUGCACGGAUCGACCCAUCGAUUCCUUCCGAGAAAAAGGAAAUCGUCAUCUCAUUUACAAACGACCUCCUUCGCAGCGACUUGAUGUCCAAGCUUGUCCAGCUCCUGUCCACCGUCGUUCCUACCUUGAUCAAGCGCCAGAGUGUGCUUACGUUUGCGCUUCAGUGGCAAAAAACCAUUGCCGAAAUCCUCUUCGUGCUCGGCUCAUCGACCCACCUCUUGCAGACCGAAGUGAAGGCGCUGCUAACGUUGACCAAAUCGUUGGCACUUCGUCUGGAAUCUUCUCGCAGCCACAUCGCGUCCGCGCUGCAAAGUGUCAUGGGGCUUGGCUCGUUUGUUGACACGUUGCCGUUCGACGCCCAGGAAGUGGCAUCCCUCCUGCACUCGUUGAGCUUUGUUCAGGCGACUGUGGCUUCUGUGCUUGUUGCUCCGGACUCACGCCGGGUGAAUCGAAACACGGACGAAUUCACGCCCACUGCUCCACAACCGUUGCUGACCGCGUCGGCCAUCCAAGACCUGAAUCUACUCGUGAUCGAAGACAAGUGGCUUCCGUCCCCGAAACUCGGUAAAGUCCAAGGUGUCGUCGGGUUGUACUACGCACUGGCGCUGGCGCAAUCGUCGCAAGGCCGCGACGCCCGCCUCGAUGCAUUCCACACCGAGUGCAUGGCGGCGAACUGUUUUUCCUUUGCCACGCACGCCUUGUACCCGUUCGCGCCGACGUCAGACCCGCUGCUGAGCGAUCCGUACUUUGCCACGUUACAACAAGUGUUUGCAAAGUAUGCCGACCACUACUUUACAGGACAAGUGCCUGACCCACCGACAUCGGUCGAGUCGACGCCUGCGGAAGCUGUGCUCAGCGCCACGACCACGGGCGACGGCAUCCAAGAUAUCCUGAACUGGGCCACGUAUCUGUGCGAACGCUGCCCCACCUUGGCCGUGCAAUGUUGGGCUGCACCAGCUACGUUUGUGUCGAAAUUGACGGCGGACAUCACGUCAGGAUCAGCGCGAGUCGCCUACAUGCACUUCCUCGCCGUCUCCGGCAAGGGCAACCCUGCCGCCACGUACAAGCACAUUAAGGACAGUCCGCCACCGAUCACGUGGAAGCGCUUCUUCUCUGCGAUUGAAAGCUACCGCAGACUCCUCAUGCCCGACAAUCCGCACAUGGCGACGCUGUUUCCAGUGUCGACGAAAGCGACCGCUUCGUCGUCCCCUCCACACAAGUUUUCAAACGCUGAAGUCGAUGCGCUGGACGCCAUGUUUCACAUUUUUCAGACGAUGGUGCAGGAUGACAGCAUCGCGCGCUAUUUUCUCGACUGGCCCGACGUAAACGUGCUCUUGCUCUUCCUCGGAUUUGUGCGGUGUCCGAUUCCUUCCGUGUUGAAAGGCGCUGUCAUGGACACAUUGUCGUCCUUCGUGACGUCGCCGCCGAUGGGACAGUUAAUGUGGCAGCACUUGGAGUCGGCCCAGAUCUUGGUCACGGCGCCCUCGACAACGCCAAACCAAGGGAUCCUGUUCGAGCUCGAGCAGAUUGAAAGCAUGCAGCGGAAAUACCCCGCCACGUUGGGGUUUCUCACGUUGCUCGGCCAGUUGUUUCGGCACGAGUUUCCCGACGACUGCGGUGCCAACUACCGUGUGCCUGGCGCCCAACCGUACUUGGACUUUGCCGUCCACGUCUUUCUGAAAGCCGACGCCCGCGAAUACGACGUCGACCUGGACAAAUGGCUUCUCCUCGAACGCUGCUUGCGCCUGUUUGACCAAGUGUUGGCAGCGUAUACCCCAACUGCCGCCGACUUUAAGGACGACUACAUCGUGCUCAACCCGCACCUCGGUGCAUCGUUCAACAAGUCAGACAAGUACUACAAUAAACCCAAGUCGCUCGGGUUUAUCGUGCUCACCAAGUUCCUGACGGACAGUCCCGUCCUUCGCAAACUGCUGCACCUCUUGACAUCCGAGCUGUCAGUUGCCCAACUCGAACGCACCAACGACGUGGCCCAAGUCAAGUACACGACCGAUCUGUGCAUGCAGCUCGUCCAGGACUCGACGGCGCUCAACUCGACCCCGCUGAUUGGCGUGCAGGAGAACAUCGUGAACCUCGCCCUCGGCCUCCUCCAUCGCGUGUUUGCGUUGGAAGACGACUUUGUCACAGCGAUGCGGGCCAGCGUUUUGGAAACCGUGGUCGAACCGCUGCACCGCGUGCUCAUUCGGUCGCCCCAACACGUCGUCACACUGACCAAGUACAUUCGAUACGCGCCGAAUCCGUCGAUUGCGAUCCAGUCGGCCAAGAUUCUGCGCCAUUUGAGCUCCCACGUGCCCCCAACCCACUUGGUGCAGAUAUUUCAAGAUCACGGCGAUGACCAAGAUAUUCGCGAUGGAUACGUGUCUGUCAUGAUGGACGAAGCCGACGCUUCCAAGGAGGCCAAGGACGUGGCGCUUGACAUCUUGCUCGACAACAUCCACAAACCCGUGCCGAACAUUUCGACCUUGCUGCUGCUGCCCGCGGCCGGCAGGGACGCCAACAACGUCUUGGAUGCGUUGCUGCUGGUGCUAGACAACUUCAAUUUUGUCCAUACGCAGCCCGUCUUAAGCGAACGCGCGCAUCAGUUGGUGUACAAAGUCCUGUCCACUCGUUCACUCCAGAAAAUGGGACGACCCCAGCACUUGGAAGGGUUCCUGUCCCGCCAGAUUCAAACGCUACCGACGCUUUGGUCGAUUCAGCGCCACAUGACGGCCCAUCGCGACGUGCUCGCGCUGGUUCAUAUCCGACGGUGGCUUGUCCAAGACCUUGCGCUCGUCGUGUUUCAAACCAAGCGCGCCGCGUCGUUGGUCGCGUCUCCCGUGGCUACGCUGCUCGCAUUGUUCGACGCGACUCUGUUUGUGCAUGCGCCGCCGACGAUGCCGCAGGACGAAGCCGGCAUGAAACUGGCCGACCAGUGUACGCUCGAGCAAGACCAGCGCUUGUACAUUGACGUGGUCAAGUUCCAGUCUCUGUUGCACCAAUCGGGGGACACCUCGGCGACUUUGAUUCAGUGGGCGUUGAGUUGGAAUCGAUUUUCGGAGCGCAUUGCGGUCGAAGCGCAGGCGUUGGAGGCAUGGACAGCGUUGGCGCAGGUCCUGGCAGUCGACCACCACCUGACAGUCAAGGACUUGUAUCAAGUGUGGCAAGCGCUGCUGAACAAGGUGCAAACGAAGGAUGGUGUGGCCCAUUUGGUCGAGCUCGUUGCCAAGGUGACUGUCACCCUGAGCUUUCAAAUUCGCGCGCACCGCGUGCACAACGCGCCGGGAGGGCUGUCGACAUACCAACGCCUGGAAUUAAUCCAAGACACAAUGCUGGUUGUCUGCCAAACGUUGCAAUCCACGGGCAACCCGGCCGCCAGCCGCCGCGCCCGCAGUUGGCUGUACACAUCGCUGCUGCACUUGAUGCGAUACGGUCAAGAAGAAUCCAAACUCGACGCGCGCACCACCACAAGUCGCGAAGCGUUGAGCCACCUCGUCCUCGUGUCGCAGGAACCGACCUUGUUUGACGAGUACGUGUGGAACGAAACAUUUUUGUCGACGAUGUGCCGAGAUGCCAGCGAAGCCGCGUCGGAACCUCUGCCCAUGGGGCUGGCCAUGAAUGUGCUGGGCUUAAUCAUGAGCUGCUCGUCGAGCGGCCGCGUUGCCCUCCUUCGGCUGCUCGUCCCGGUCAUGCCCCACUUGUGCAACGUGCACUUGCAACUGCGCCAGGCAAACCAGGACGAACUCGCCGACACGGUCGUAUCGUUUUUUGUCCAAGUCGCCCAAACACAAGAAGGCGCGUUGACGCUGCUGCACGGCGGCGUUGUCCGCACGCUCAUGCAGUGCACGACGUUUCCCGUCCAGCGUCCGCUGUGGACCCUCGACACGGACACGUGGCUCGCCGCCGAACAAACAUACUACCAAAAGUGGCUUCCGGUCCUUCGCCUUCUUGGGUGCCUAGUCACUGCGCUCCCGCGCAACACGGAAUGCAUCCAAGCGGUGUUGAUAUUCCUGCACAAACACAUCAAACUCGUGAGCGGCGCGCUCAACCUGGAAGUCCAUGCACCUUCCCUCCAACGGCUCGUCGAAACGUCGCAUGUGCUCGUCCUCCUCCGUGCAGCCUCCGGUCAUGCCAAGCUGCUCGAAUCGUUGCUUGGCGCACCGAAAGUCACGAAACUGACUAAAAAAAUCGUUCACGUUGUGUCGUACUAUGGGCAAAAUCUGGGCAUGUUUACGGGGUGGUGGACAGCGAUUGUACCGCGCACCGUGUCGGAGCAAGAACAGGCCGAUGUCGCUGGGUCCGUGGCCAUGCUGCCGUCCGCCACGCUCUUUGACGAAUGCAAAUGGGACGCCGUGCGAAUCAUCCUGUGCCAAGCGACAGCAUAUUGCCGACUGCGCAUGUUGAGCUGGGACUCGCUCCUCACGUCGAGCAAGAGUGCGUACGUGGCGAUGGACGUGCUCGAGAACGCAGACCAAGAGUGGCUCGCAUCGCUGGCGAGAUUCGUGCAUCUGUACCGCAACGACGUUGACCGGGACACUCUUCUUUUUCUCAUCGAAAACAGUGCGACCGUGCUGGCUCUCCACGCCCUCCAUGGCCAACACCACGCCACUGCCGCCGCCAUGCUCGCCUCGCUCGGCUCGGACUUUGAGGUACGUUUUAAUCCACUUUUCGACGGAGUUGAUGUGUUGGAGUCCGUGCUGACUUGGGCUCGGUAGAACCGCGGCGUCGUCCACCUCGUGAGCCGCAAACUACGGGACCUCGUGUGCUUGUCGCCAGCGCAACCAUAGCAACGUGGAAAUUCCUUGUGUGUUUUCAAUACAUGUCGAGAGAGGCACUUGCAAUUUGUCGGCAGAAGCCAAGCGUUUGGACGGAGCACACGCAGUCGGCAAGGCUCAAAACAGAGGCCCACGAUCCUUGUCCUCGUUCGAGUUGACAACACCCCUCGUGCCCUCCUUGUCCUGGCGCGAUUUCACGCUCCAAGCACGUUGACAGACGACAACGAUUCCGACCUCCUAGUCGCCACUGACAUGUUCCUUCUUCGCGCAUCCGUCCUAGCAAGUAGGUUUUGCAGGACGCAUCGGCGUGGGGACAUCGCUCCGUGACACGGACAUCCGCGGACGUCAGCAUGUCGAGCCAUGUCUUGUGCCGACACGUGGGCAUGAAAUGUGCGCUGUUGGGUGGGUUGGGUGUUCUGUUGUCAUGAUGCAAGCACGCGAUGACUCAUGUCCAGCCGACGUGCCGCCCACACAGGAACAACAUGAACGUGUUGACCCAACAAGGGAGGGAACCGUGGAAGCCGUGGCACGGCGAUCGCCAGUGUCCGCCCGAGGUCCUCUUAUGCCGCGAGCACCAUCGAUGCGACGAAAGCAGGCUCGAGAGCGAGCUGCUCGUCCAUCUUGCGCGGCGUUGGCACGCUCUAGAGUUGCGCUGUCGACGCCGGCCCCAUGCACGAUCUCGAGC